AUGGCUGGCGGUCCCGUUCCCGUGUGGAAAAAGUACACAUCCAGACCUGCUGGUAUUUGGGAGAAGAUCAGACAGGUCUUGGUCCUUGUGCCCAACAGAUCUUCUGGUAACCCAUUGCCUUCCUUGUACAGAGCUGUUCCUCCAGGUGCCAGAAUCCAGGAAGCCAGAGACUACAAAGAACCUAUCACCAUCCCUGCCGGUGACGUUGUUAACAACCCAUACUUCAAGCGUGACUAUAGAAGAAACUACCCACAGAUUCAUGGCUUUGACCAGACGAAGGUCUCGGGCUUGUUGACCUUGGGUUCCGCUGCGAAGCCCAGAAUCUCCAUCGGUGACAAGGGCUCCAAAGAGUUGGCAGCUUUUGGGCUGGACCAGAUUGUCAGCUUGUCGACCACUUUGAGCACUGUCAAGCCUAAUGUUGUCAAGGGUGAGCUUUUGGGUGAGGUUGGUGAGCCUAUUGUCGCUCCUUCUUUGAACAAGUUCCACUGGACCAUCAUGAAGGAACCUGUUCACGGCAUGUACAAUGAUGACACUGACGUCUACCCAUGCCGUUUCUUCACCGACACCAAGACUGCUGAGAGAGCUUCUGCCGUCAACUAA
This is a messenger RNA of Candidozyma haemuli, 600 nucleotides long. RefSeq names its product Nuo2p (gene NUO2). The coding region runs from base 1 to 600 and encodes 199 amino acids. The record is from RefSeq and is a predicted model, not a curated record. The transcript has a single exon. Lineage: Eukaryota; Fungi; Ascomycota; Pichiomycetes; Serinales; Metschnikowiaceae.